Messenger RNA from Lymnaea stagnalis (great pond snail), 12273 nucleotides. Lineage: Eukaryota; Metazoa; Mollusca; Gastropoda; Lymnaeidae. The record is from the annotation of a GenBank genome assembly.
UCAGAAAGGAAAUUGGACAAAAAAAUUGUAAAGACCUUAAGAAAUACAUGUUAGAUAAUAACUUGAUGGUGCCUGUGUGGGCCCCACCCCUACCUGGUGACCACCCAACAAUGGUGUGCCUGAUUCAAGGUACUCCCACAACUACUUAAAGUUAGUGCACACCAUUUAUUAACCUGUUACGAGACCACAGUCAGCCAAACCAGCACCAUCGAGAGGAGCUACUACUUCGUAAGUAACUCCAAUACUCUAUCGAAACGUAUAACUUUCAAUGAAGAAAAUUUUUAUGACUACAAUUAGCUUUGCAAAGGAGCUGCUUUACUCUUCUAAAUGCUUGGAAGUAUAUAAACAUAUGCUAUGUAGUAAUUUUUUAUCCACUUCCUUAUUUUAAAUUUUCAACAUAGACAUUAAAAAUACUAUUAUGUUUAAAUAUAGAUUAUUUUAAGUAUUUUAAUUGCGUUUACGCUUAACAGCAAAUUUAGUGUUCUAAUAAUAUACAUUUUGGAUACCUAAGGAAAUAUACGGUGUGUUCAUGCCUGAUUGUGAUUCGUCUGAUAGAAGAAAGACUAAGAGAACGAACUUUCGCUUCAGAUGAUGGUCACCAUGGGGGUCAAAAUGUUUUGGACACUGGCUCUUUUCGUUUUUAGCUGCUCAUCACAAUCUCAAGGUAACACGUGAUCGAGUCAUUAGUGAUUUCAAAAAUAGGAUGAUCGUCAUCAAACAAAGAAGUCAUACAUUUUAAUUGAAGAAAUUGCGUCAUUAAAUAACGAAGUCAUACAUUUUAAUUGAAGAAAUUACGUCAUGAAAUAACGAAGUCAUAUAUUUUAAUUCAAGUAAUGACGUCAUCAAAUAAGGAAGUCAUAACGUUUCAUGUUCAUCUACGAAAAACGAAAUUAUAAAUUUUCAUUUACGAAAUGGCAUGCCUUCAAUAAUUUAAAUUUCUAGAAUCAAGAAAUUGCGACAUUCUUUAACUUUCAUUGUUAUAUUUAAUUUUAAAAAGACACCAAUCAUUUAGUAGGACAAUUCCAAGUUAGGGUUAGGGCUGGAGUUUCAUUUCUAUAGUACUAUAAUUAUGUUAAAUAAGAUACAUUCUUAUAAGACAAUAAACGUGUGAAUACCGUAUCGGAUCUGGACAUUAUCACAACAUAUUCAAUUUCCAUUUCAAGUGAAAUCUACUAUCCCAUAACACUUUCUAUUUUCUUUGACAUAUUAAUCAUUGUGGGCUUUAAGCAGUAUUAAUAUUAAUUAUUUUAGAUCGAAUUCAUCAGAGGAUUUUGAAAACCACUCAGCAGUCGUAAAAGAAAACACGAAUAUUCAAAAAAUUUCUUAAAACUAACAAAAGGAGGAUGAAUUGUUUCAUUUUUUUUUUUUAAAGUACUCACGGUAACAUUUGUUAAUUGUCAGACGGCUCGCCUUCUUUAAAAAGAUCAACUAUGAUUGCGGAAAAAACACACAAUUUAUUUUACCAGUCCAGUUACAUUAGGCUGUUGGGUUAUUUUGUUUUAAUCUUUUUAUUUGAUUUAACAAAAAUUAUUGUGACUUUAAAAAAUACACAGUUGCAUUUACCAGAGAAAAGAUAACACGUCUUUAUCUUGGAGAUGUACAGAAAUCGGGCUCAACAGUGGCAGGUCGUGUUGUCAUUCAAAUCAACAAUGAAGGCGUUGACGGUGCCAUAUGUGGGACAUGGACCAGAGGAGAGGCCGUUACUGCAUGCAGGAUGUUGGGUUACAAGUCAGUAGACACAUAUCUAUUUGUAUUUAUGUUUACAUAUUCCUAUGUCUUUUAAAUUUAUGUUUAUAUAUUUAUAUAUUUUGAAAUAGUAUAAUUUGAGACAAUGAUUUUCAGUACCUAUGACUAUCAUUGCUGUAAAACUAUUUAAAUAAUUGUUCAAUCAAAUUGGAUUGAAGUGAAUAAGCUACAGUUUUCAUUCUUCUACAAUUCGUUAUCAAGAGUUUCUGAUGCACUUCUUCUUCUUAUAUUAGAGGGGCCCACGAUCAAUUUGUUGAUCAUUCUGGCUCCUGGUUUAAAUUCAGAGGUUGCCUUCUCUUAGAUGGGUUGCCGUCCAAGGCUUACGGGUCCCAUCCACCCGGGGUGCUGGGAUUGAACUCCAGACCACCAAAUCUUUGGUUUGAAACAGUUUAGACCGCUCGGCCACCAACCACUUUACCUAUGUUUGAAGUUUCUUUAUUCUAAGAUAUUCGUUUGAUAAUUAGAUACAUAUCUAUUGCACUAGAAAUUGUUAGCUUAAAAAUUAAGUCAUUGUACAUCAAAUAUUUCUUACCGGUCAUCAUACUUUAAAAUUAACCUCAAUUCACACUUUAGGAAUUUGCUUAGAGUAUUCUAAUAAGAAAUUUUUACAAACUUCAUAUAAUGGUAUGUAUUUUUACUCUCUUUACAUGAGCUUGCUCAAAGCUCACUGUUCAUAAUUAUCCCUUAUUACUCGAGUCUUGUAAUAAUUACUUAAUACUCGAGACUUCUAAUUGUUACUUAAUACACUAAUCUUUUAAUUACCACCUUUUUCAUUUAGUGAUGGCAACAACAUACCAUUGAACGCUGCGUUCUUACAUGACAAUCAUAAUUUUCUCAUAAGUAACCUGAGAUGUACUGGUCAUGAGACAUCACUCUCAGAUUGUCUUAGGGAUCCAAUUGUUAACUGCCCGUACGACGUAAGUUUUAACAGGGUUUCGGAUGAUCUCACUAGAGUAGCUUUGGUACCAAACACAUCUUCCUCAGCCGGAUAUCACUAGAUUCGUUUUGCACUUCUCCUCAAAGGGAACUCAAUUGAUCAGCUUUUGCGCCACACAAAUCUUUUGCACAAAACAAAUCUAAAAAAGGUAAAAUAUAACAUAUGAUGAUUUUUGUAAUGCCUUGACUAGUAUGUUUCUUGAGACGCUUUGGAUUAGAGAAUAUAUCACAAUUGAAUUUAAGUGGUAUAAAUACACCCACAUUUUAUUGCUGUUUAUUGUGAAUAAAAUUGAACUAUUUCCCAAAGUCAAAGCUGUUCUUCAGUGGGGAAAGCCGUGCCCCAUUACAAUUACAGAUGUAUAGGGCUUUAUACUCGUAAAGGUCAAAGUCAAAAAGACUUUUAGUGACGCGAAAAUUAGCUUUAAAAGACAUGAUAGAUAGCUCACCCGCUGCCAGAUGUCGUACAUACGGAGACAGAACGCCAACUCUUUGACAGGUAUACUGAACAUCUAAAGUCAUAACACGCCAAGAUAAACAGUGUCCAGUCUCUAAACACUUCAAUAGUAGCGACCACCAGGGCAAGGCGGACUUUUUAAUGUGAGCGAUCUUUGCACGCGUGAACGCAUCCAGCCGGGUCAAGUGGAACGCAUGCUUAUCCUGACGUAUCGCACUUUGACAUCACAUGGCAUUAACGUCAUGUCGCCAUUCACAGCUUAAGCCUAGCACCACCCCUUCAAGUCACGACCUACCGAAGUGCGCAAACUUCUCCUCUUUUCUUUCCAUCUUCCCUAUUUAAUCCUCAUCCACUUUUUUUCGGUCACAACUCUUUGGCUACCUUCUCAGACACUACUUCUCAGCUAAGUGCUAUAUUUUUAAAAAAAAAAAAUGUACAUUUUAUUCUGUUUUUUCUGUGUUUUUUAUUCGCUGACUAAGGCUUCCUGCGGACACUUUCGUUGUUUUGUUGCGUUCUUUUUUCACGUAUAGCCAUUUUUUACUAAUUUCCUCAAAAACACCAGCACAAAAAGAUUGAUAAUCUUCUGUUUUAAGCAAAUCUAAUUUUAUUUUUGUCCAACUUUCAGACUCAUAACGUUGUUGUGUCCUGCUCCAGUCCUGGACCAAACCCAGUCGAUGCAUACACCUCUGGCUUUGCUGUCCUGGCUAAUAGAGUGACACCAGCACCAUUGGCGAGUCACACAGAUAUUGCUGACUACACAAACUGCCCAACACGUAUGUUUUGUUAUCUUCGUUACUUACAUUUCUAUUAGACAUGCUAGGAGACAACAAGAAGGGGGGGGGCUAACGAAAAUGACCAGAUGCAGAGGAGAGUUAAGUGAUUUGUUUUUACGCCAUGCAGCAAUUGGAUGAUUCAAAUUUUCGGACAUCAAGUACAACGCUGGCAUGAAGUAAAAGUCCAUCUACUUGUCCUUGUCAUUUGAACAGGACAUAAAAAAACCUUUGUAUUAUCACUGUUACUCACAUUUUAAACAAAUAAAAUAAACAAGACUGAAACAGUCAAAGUUUUAAAAUACAAUCUGAAUAUGAGUUUUGUUUGAUCGAUGUUGAGAGUAUUUAAGGAAAAUAUAAUUCAAUGUGUCGGUGCUUCAACUGGUUUAAUAAAUCGUCAGUAUGACUAGUCAUACAUUAUUAAAGUAAUCUUUGGGUUCUUAAACAUUUAUAUAGGCUUUCUUUAUAAAAAUACAUUUGACUUAUAUAAGAGUUGGGAGUUUCUAUCUAACUUUAAAAAAAAAAAAAAUGCGUGAUUAAUUUAGCAUGACUAUUUGGACAACAAAAUGUUUUAGAAAUGCAGUUUUUAGACAUUCUAAAGUGAAUUCUAUGAAUAACUUAUUAUGUAACGAUAUAUUCUUUGUUUCUUUUAUUUAUUAAAACAGCCAAUCAAAACAUCAGGCUCCGCGGUGUUAUUGGGAGGCCAGGUAUGGGCUAUGUCCAGGUGAAUGUCAACGGUGACUGGCAGUACAUUUGUGAUGACAAGUGGAGCGAGAACGAUGCUAAAGUUGUCUGCAGGGAGCUUUGCUACAAGUAAUUAUUGCAUACUUUUAGUGUGUGUCAGAUACACGCAUAAAUUGACUGACGAUAUUCCAUAAACAAUUCUAUUUAAAGCUAAUUUACACAGAGUUGGCUUAAUGAAACAUAGCAAAUUUGCUAACCCAUUUCAGCAUUUUAAAAUAUAUGAUUGGAAUCAAAAUGUGAUACAUAUAAAUUUUAACAUGACGAAAUAUUGGGAUAUUGCUACACUUAUUCAUAUGAGAAUAAUUUUGAUUUUGCCGAAAAUUAUAAAGGUGUAUGGGGAUAUAUGGGUUAUGGAUUUGUGAGUUGACUAUUUGAGGGCAUUUGUAAAAUAGCUAAUAUAUGGCCUUAAAUAUCUGAUGUCUCUUCCUUUAAUUACUUCAUACCGAGAGAAACAUUAUUUUGUAUUCUGCAGUGAACCAACCUGUGCCCGUCCUGGAGUAGAGAACGAAUAUAAACCCGCCCUAGGUCAAUCGCCCGUCUUUGCAUGGAACAGGGUCCAGUGCACAGGAAUUGAGAACACCUUGGAUGCUUGCACCAAAGACAGCACCACACCACAAGGACAAUGUGGUCCAUAUGAGAUGGCUGGGGUACAGUGUGUUGUGCCCUUUGAGGCUUCUGCUGGUAAAUUUAAACAUAAUUUUAUUAAAGCUUUUAUUGCGUGUGGCGUAAGACAGGCGUGGCGGUCCUCUUCGGGUGGAACGUAUUUUUUAAAAACUUGAUGAGUGGCAAAGAGUUACAUAAAUUUGUUAAAACUCAAAAUGGCCGAGCAACGCAACAGUGACAUGGACUUCUUGAAUAAAUUAGAGGUUUUGAUGUCUGAUAAUGAGCUCACCGACCUUUAAAAAUUAUAAAGCUAAACUCAUUGCGUGUUGCUUUCAUUGACACAGCUAUGAACGCUCAACUUGAAUGUGGCAACUUAAACGGAGACCCCGUCCUCCACUUCCCACGUGACAACUUCCCUACCAUAAACGGAUUAUAAAGCUAAACUCAUUGCGUGUUGCUUUCAUUGACACAGCUAUGAACGCUCAACUUGAAUGUGGCAACUUAAACGGAGACCCCGUCCUCCACUUCCCACGUGACAACUUCCCUACCAUAAACGGCAACAGCCUCAGACUCGCCAACGCACCAGCGGGCUGCACCGCACGAGCUCAGAGAGACCAGCAGACUGGGAGUUAUAACCUGAGAAUCCCCACACAAGGUUGUGGUACAACCAAGUCUGUGAGUGUUUAGUUUUACUUGGUGAUCUUUAGUUUAGGCAUUUCUUACAUUGAAAAACAAACCAUUUGACAUGCGAUUUUUAUUAUCUGUAUAUCUUACUUUGUGGUGAAGGUGAUGCUCGAUUGAUAUAUAUUGGUUUUAAUGAUAUCACUUUAAACAUACUUUACAGUCUUAAAGGUUUUGAAAAAUAUGCUAAAUUUGUUUUAAGUAAAAUCAAGAAAAAAGGGACUCUAUUUGUUUUAUCUACAGGACAAUGGUUCACUAAUUUGCUACAGUAACACGGUGGAGUAUGACAAUGAAGUUUAUACAGGCAACGUUCUGUUGGACUACAAGAAGAAAACGUAAGUCGUUUGUUGGCUUAUAUAGGUCUAUUGCACACAUCUUUUACUAAGUGUUUGCACUCCUUAUUCAAUAUAUUUAUAUAGCUGGUGUUGACAGCCUAGUAACGUUACAGAUAUUAAAGAGAUGUGGUGCUGAUGAUAAAAAAAGAAAAAAAAAACUUCUUCUAUACAAGAGGUUACUGCCUGUCAUUAGCUAAGUAACAAGCUAAGAAACCAAGUAAUCAGUUCAGUAGCCAGCUAAGUAACCAGCUAAGUAAUCGCCAUGGUAAUAAGUAUUUAUUUAUUUAUUUAUUUAGGCAUUUUUAUAUAGCGCUUAUCAUAAAGCUCUAAGCGUUUUACAAUUAUUAAAACAUGUAAACUAAGUAAAUACAAAUGAGACACUAGGAUAGUAACUACUAUACUAUAGAAACAAUGAAAAUGGCUGUAAAACGAGGACACUUUGACACUUUGACACUUCAGGAUCAACCCGAAGCUAAAAAUAGAAAUCGAAUAUUAUCUAAAACGAAUGAAAUGAAUUUAUUUUCUAACUAAAAUUUAUUUUUCACUUUUAUAUGAUUUCGUAAAUUCCCCACCCCUCCCUGUUUUUAAUUUUAAUAAAUAAAAUAAUUGAAAAUGUAAUAUUAAAAUCUACAUUAACAUAGCUUGCUAAGUUCAGUUUGAUAUUUUCGUUGCUUUUUCUCAUUCAUAUAAACAUAUAAUUCAUAAAGUUUCACUUCACUUCAUUCAUAGUAAAUCAUUUCAUACCGAAUCUCUUUCACUGAAAGUUUCAACAUAAUAUUGUUAAACUACAAACCAACCAAACUUUAAUUCCUCCCACCUUAGCUUCUCAGUAAGCUGCUGUAUGCCAACUGAAAAGGACGUCAGCAUUAAGUUCAUCCCCAAGACCCAGGAGUACGCCCAGAGCAUGAGUCAAUACUUUGACUACACGGUAAACGUUCAAAGUUGUAAUAUGAAGUCUUUGAUUUGUUAGUCUACCAUACGUAUGAAUUAUGGCUUUAGUUUGCCAUUACCAUACGUAUAAACAUUGGAUUUAGACUUCCAAAAGACGUUUCAUUUAAAUCAGAUUUAAAUUUCCAAAAAAGAUUAUUCAGAGGAUAACAAUGUGCUGCAAAGUGUAAUACUAUUAAAGUUAUUUAAUCACUCAUGUCUUUGGUUAAUAUCCCUAAUUCAUACUAGUGGACUUUUUACGAAAUACAUUUUCAACGUAAUCGAGGUAAAAUUGUACAUUAAUUAAUUAAUGUUUAUUUUAAAUCUUAAGAAUUGAACAAAAUUCCGGUUAUGAUAGUUAAUUGUACAUUUGAUAAGAAAUACUGUUAGAUUCGAUGUCUAUUUAAUUGUUAUGCCCUGGACAGCUCAUUAUUUUCUAGCAGACAUCUUAAGGUAGAAACUAUGUCUUGGCAGCAUGGGCACCCGUAGAAAACUUUCUGGGGGGGGGGGAUCAAUUAACUUUCCAGGGUGGGGGGCAACAUUUUUUUAGUAAUGUUUUAAUGUAGUUUUAAUUUACUGUAGCGUAUUUGUAUGGUGAACGAACGGACAGGACAUCAGCUUAGUUAAUUUCUCUUUAUUUUCUCUUUACUUCAAUACAUUUUUUGUCUAUUUUUGUCAAAAAAAUUUUAAUCCAAUCAAUCAAGGGGGGGGGGCAAGUGCCCCCCUUGCCCCACAUGCGGGCGCCCAUGCUUGGCAGACAUCUUAAUAUAGUACCUAUUGCCAUAUUCUCCACAGCCGGAGAUCAGCUUCUACCAGAACGAGAGAUGCGAUAUAAAAAUCACUCAAGACCCUUACGCUGUGGAGGUCGGUGAUUGGGUGUACAUUGGUGUCAGUGUCAAGGCCGAGGACCAGUCCCUGUUUAGAGACAGCGAUCUGAAGCUGGUUGUCACACGUUGUACCGCCAACCCAAUCAAAGGCGUUCCUGAUAGCACCUUCCCUGAAAACGUGACACUGAUUGACAACAAGUAACCGAGGACCAGUCCCUGUUUAGAGACAGCGAUCUGAAGCUGGUUGUCACACGUUGUACCGCCAACCCAAUCAAAGGCGUUCCUGAUAGCACCUUCCCUGAAAACGUGACACUGAUUGACAACAAGUAAGUGGUUGUGGGAUAAAAUAAAUAAUUACGGAAGCCUUUAAGCAGAUUCACACUCAAAAAGACACAAUUAUACACAAUCUAUUUAUAAUUUAAAUUAAUAAAAUUCUUUACCAUUUCAAUCUAUCACAAAUUAUAGUCUCUUUUGUAAGGGAACAAUCCCUAAAACCAAUUUCUCAGGAAAAAUCUUAACAUAAAAAAAUUAAUAAAUAAAUAAUAAAGAAAGAAAUAAGUACCAACUGUUUUUUUUUUUCGGUUAUCACACAACUAAGCUGUUAUUGAACGAAUGAUACUUAAACGGAAGUAAGUAAAAAAAAAGUGUUUUCUUCAACAUAAAAAUUUCCUCACAGAUGUCUAUACUGAUAGUUGAUUCAGAAUAAUUUUUUUUUAGCUCAAAUUGCCCCACCGUGUCCAUUUAAUAACAUGUAAUUUGCGUAGCUAGGUUAACUCAGGGAUAUCACCGCUAACACGUGUGUCGUACCAUAAUUAUAAACAUUUACUAACAUUGGUAUUUCACUUCUCCAUCGCUUUAUUUGAACUAGAUGAACAAAUAUUGUGAUUUUAGGAAUUUCUAAAUGAAGGCCAUUUUGUAUACACUAUUUUUUAUAAUUAAAAGCUUUCUUAGAUUGAUUUAGGGAAUUUAUAAUUGUCAUACUGUUAACUGAACUUCUUUUCACUUUAAAUUCAGUUAUUGAACAUCGCACAUGACAAUCUCCAAAAAAAAAAAAAACAUCAACUCAUAUGUACUCACUAAACGAGACAAUCCUCCAACAAGUAUCCAAUAGUCACCCCAUAUAAAAUUUUUUUUUUAAAAAGCCAACUCUACUCUAGAUUUAAUCCGAAGAAAUCUGCGCCACUGCCCAACUUCCUGCAUACGAAAUGCCUAUAUCGCACUCGUCCAUACCCUCCUGGAAGAUGGUGCUAUCAUCUGGGACCCACACCUUAAGCCAGAUGUGGACAAUAUGGAGCGAAUUCAACAUAAUGCGGUGCGUUUUAUCGCUCGAGACUACAAAUCCACCACUCCUGGCUUCGUCACUGGCCUCUUUAAAAAAUCCACUCCUGGCUUCCUCACUGGCCUCUUUAAAAAAUUUGACACCCCCCCCCCCCCUUUAAAGACAGAAGAGUGGGACUCCGCCUGAUAUUCUUAUAUAAAAUAAUCAUGGGACUGGUGCCGGCCAUCCCAGGAGGCACGUACCUCGCCCACAGAAGCCGGGUAGACUGAUCAGAGCAAAACGCUCACUGAACACUGACUGCACCACUGACAUUCCCAUAAACAAUUACACCCGAAACAAUAGCAAAUGCUUCAAAGUGCCUCAGGGCAACACAGUGCAGUAUCAACAAUCUUUCUUCCCACGUACAAUAAUAGCAUGGAACCACCUGAACGAUGCCACUGUGAACUCGACAUCGGUCGAAAGCUUCAAGGCUGCCCGGGCAUCGACUAGGAGCUGUUAGAAUAGCAACAUCAUGUCCCUAAAACGUUGCAAAGAUGCCAGUACAUGGAUGCAGCAACGAAACAUUACCAGAACCAGACACUUGCCGUCAUUUAAACUCUUGAAAAAUUGUUCAUUAAUCUAUCUGACAUCCGCUUCAGUACAAUUCUCCAGGUUCUGUAAAUUUUCGCUAAUUUAUCAGAUAUCAGUUUCAGUAUAAGUCUCCAGGUUCCAAAAUUUAAGUUUUCUUGUUUAUUUUUAGCGAGUUGCAAACGUAAAUUGUUGUACGAAAAAUUGUUAGCAAAAUUUCACCAUACUUGUAAGAAGUAUUAUUAUUAUUAUUAUCAUUAUUAUUAUACGUGGUUUGAUAUAGUGCGGCACCCCAACCUAGGGCUGGGCUCACCACGCUGUACAUACAAUUUAACAAACAUAAUCAAAAAAACUUAAAAAAUAAUUAACAUACAUUAAUGAAAUAAAACAAAACAAAUGUAUAUUUAAAACUAUUUACAUGUCAAGCCAUGGACGACACUCAGGAGCAUCAUUUCACCAUUUCAUUAAGAAGUAUUAUUAGCACCAUUUCACCAAUAUUGUCUAAGAACUAUAAUAAGCAUCAUUUCACCGUUGCUCUUAAAAUUGUUUUUUUUUUUCCCAUUGUAGAUGUCCUGCAGAUAUUGCCAGUGUCACCACCUACCCGAUCAGCAACACCACUGAAGGUUUUCGAUUCAGGGCUUUCAAAUUCUUCGGUUACUCCUCUAUCUACGUCACAUGUCACCUUCGCGUCUGUUUAUCUACGGACACUAAGCCCCUGUGUGAUAGGUGAAAUCUGUACAACUUAUAUGUUAAUAAUUAUAUAGACAUAUAGUUUCAAAGAGAAAACAUGGAUAGCGAAAUUGUCGUUUUUUUUUAAAAUUAAAAGAUACCUCAUUAAUUUAACACACCUUAUUUACUUUAAUGUCGGGCUUCUCAUGUCAAGUUUUAUUUCAAAUGUUUGAUAUUUAACAACUAAACACAUUUUAAUGCCUUAUUUUAGAAAUAUGGUUACACACACCCCCCCCCCACACACACACAUUUUAGACUUACUGAUAACAUCUAUUUUAGUAAUUGAUACACAUUUCAUAUUGUUCAUAAAUCUGUGGAACUGUAUUUAAACAUAGUUCUGUUUCAUCGUUUCUCUCUCUCUCUCUCUCUCUCUAUCUAGAUCAUGCGCUCAAAAUAACAUCGGACGUAAGAGGCGUAACGUGGCUGAAGAAGUCACUGGACUGGACACAGUUGUCUCCCAAAUUUUACAGAUCACCGACCCCAAGCAGCCCCCAGUGAAAGCACUGCCUGCCCAGUCACACGAAGACAGACCCGUUGAAAGCAUCAACCCACGUUUCCUUAAGCCUUAAAAUUGUCAAGGCUGACCUAGUUAUUUAUAUCUCGUGUAUCUUGGAAUCCGCGAGUUCGGAGCAUAGUUAAUUUUGAGCAGAUCUGAAAGUUGUCACACGUUAAGAUAAGUCUAAUAUCUAUAUUAUUUCAAUUGUUAUAAAACAAACAAAAAAGACAAACAACUGAAGUUAUAUUUCAAGGCUGACACUUAUCCCAAUAACAAUAUUCGCUUUAAAAAACAAUUUUUAUGAUAUUUAAAAAAAAAAAAUUGAUUUGUAUGUUUUAUAGGAUUUUAAUCAAUUAAAAAAUAAAUAAACCUCAAAGUGAAAUGUAUACAUAUAUCUUUUAAAUCAUGACAACUGUAAUGUUACACAAUAUUUAUUAUACUAGCUAUUAUGCCCGACGUUGCCUGGGUGUGCAUUCGCAAAGAAACUUAAACAGCCACUUAGCUUAAAGUGAAUUGAGAGGUCUUAAAAUAUAUAUAUAUAUAUAUAAUUUUUCCUCAUUUAUUCAACUUUGGUAAACAUUUUGUUCCCCGACGGUGAUCCCGUUCCUCGAUGGAACCACAACUCCAUUGAGAUUUCAAUCCCGGUUGGAUCACCAUUCUAGACCUGCCCUGAAUGAUAUGGAUCUUAUUAAUUUAAAAAAACAAUCGCUAUACAGCCCGAGAAGGGUAUUGUUACCAAGCUAGGCCUACACCCAUCAAUGCACAAGGAGCCAAAAGUAUGGUCUAAGCCCAUUGGCAUUUAUGUAUCGAUUAUUGAUAUUUUGAAUUAAGUACCCUUAGAUUUUUUAAUUUAUAAAGAUGAUAAUGUGUAUGUGAACAAAGUUUUAUCAAGAUCCAUACAUUCAUGUACUAGUAUGUUUUACUAAUUUUAUUUAUAAAGCUGAUAUAAAAAACGAAUUUAAUCUUUCUCUCCAGAAUAAAUUUCCACGUUCUGACGGAAUUAUCUAUUUUGCGACUUUGUUACCCUCUACUAUGUUAUCUCAAAAUCAUCAUAACUUUUUUUAUCUUUUCAGAAAAUGUUACGUUUGGUGUGGAAUAAAAGGGGAAUGCAUGUUCUUGACAGGCAUUAAAGUAUUAGGUUUAAAUUUUAAUAUAUAAAUGUGAUUAUUAUAUAAGGAU